Molecule: messenger RNA, 1389 nt
Organism: Phaeoacremonium minimum UCRPA7
Lineage: Eukaryota; Fungi; Ascomycota; Sordariomycetes; Togniniales; Togniniaceae
Product: putative caax prenyl protease 1 protein
Exons: 3
Coding region: 1-1389 (462 amino acids)
Biological process (GO): CAAX-box protein processing
Cellular component (GO): endoplasmic reticulum membrane
Molecular function (GO): metalloendopeptidase activity
Source: RefSeq, a predicted model, not a curated record
AUGGAUAUCCUACAGCGCCUUGCGCGAUUCCUCGACCGUCCGCUCUUCCCGUGGAAGAAGCUCAUCAUUGGCUUUUCGGUCGCGCAAUAUGUCUUUGAGGGCUUUCUGUCCCUCCGACAGUACCAGGUGCUGAAAAAGGCCAAGCCGCCCAAGGUUCUUGAACAAGAGGUCUCUCAGGAAGUCUUCGACAAGAGCCAGGCUUAUGGCCGAGCGAAGGCCAAGUUCGAGUUCGUCAACGGUCUGUACGGUCAAAUCCAGAACAUCGCGUUCAUUCACUUCGACGUCCUCCCAAAGCUAUGGUCAUGGACAGGCGACCUGCUUCUUCGCUGGGCGCCUGCUCGUUUCACCGGCGAAAUCUCGCAAUCGAUCGUCUUCGUGCUAUCCUUCAUCAUCAUCCACCAGAUUCUGUCCCUUCCGGCCUCUAUCUACCAUACAUUUGUCCUCGAAGAGAAGUUUGGUUUCAAUAAGCAGACACCCAAAGUUUUCGUGACGGAUAUGAUCAAGUCGAACAUGCUAGCUUUCGUUCUCGCUCCGCCUAUCCUGUCUGGUUUCCUUGCCAUCGUGAAAAAGACCGGUAACCAGUUCUUCUACUACCUGUGGCUCUUCGGUGCUGGCCUUCAAGUCUUCAUGAUCACUGUCUAUCCGAUUGCUAUCCUGCCUCUGUUCAACAAGCUCUCUCCCCUGGAACCUGGCAAGCUCAAGACCGGCGUUGAGGACUUGGCUAAGAAGCUGAACUUCCCGCUCCACGAGUUGUACGUCAUUGACGGUAGUAAGCGGAGUGCGCACAGCAACGCCUAUUUCUUCGGAAUGCCCUGGAAGAAGCACAUCGUCAUCUAUGAUACUUUGAUUGAAAAGAGCGAGACACAGGAGGUCGUCGCUGUCCUCGCUCACGAGUUAGGCCAUUGGAGCCUGGGUCAUACCACAAGACUGUUCGGAAUCUCUCAGGCUCACUUCUUCUAUAUCUUCCUCCUUUUUUCCGUAUUCAUCAACAACAACUCUCUGUACUCGGACUUCGGCUUUGUCAAGGAGCACCCCAUUAUCAUUGGCUUCAUCCUCUUUUCUGAUGCUCUUGCGCCAAUGGACAUGGUCAUCAAGCUAUUGAUGAACAUCCUGAGCCGUAAAUACGAAUUCCAGGCUGACGGGUUUGCGCGCAACCUGGGCUAUUCGACCGACCUGGCACGCUCACUGAUCAAACUCCAAAUCCAGAACCUGAGCACCAUGGAUGCUGAUUCGCUGUACGCGAGCUACCACUUCUCCCACCCUAUCUUGUCGGAGAGACUUAAAGCACUGGAGUGGCAGCCAACGGAGAAGAUCGUUGGAAAGACUGAUGUUAAGGGGGAGGAGUCAGAGGAUGGAGUUGCGAAAGUCACCGGCAGAGAUGAGCUAUAG